This is a messenger RNA of Knipowitschia caucasica, 369 nucleotides long. Lineage: Eukaryota; Metazoa; Chordata; Actinopteri; Gobiiformes; Gobiidae. The record is from the annotation of a GenBank genome assembly.
AUGCCGUCGUAUCGCAUGUACUGGCAGACAGCGACACGUUACGACCCAAUUGCAACAGUCAUGGGACCUGGGAUUGCGUGCGGGGCAGUCUACAGCGGGCCAGUCUACAACUCUACAGCGGGCCAGUCUACAGCGGGGCAGUCUACAGCGAUGCAGAGGGAGACCGGGAAAAGAGCCAAAUACAACGCUGCAACCCCUACGACCCGGUCUGUGUGUCUACAGCUCCAAUCAGUGGUGUGGCAGCGGUGGUCGGAGGUGGUGCGGGUCCAGCUGGGGACUAGACCCGGACAGUGGGCUGUGGCAACCUGGGGGGCUGCGCUACGUCGCAGUGCACUCCGUGGCCGCAAGGGGGCAGCAUUGGAUAAGUGA